Messenger RNA from Acanthosepion pharaonis, 606 nucleotides. The record is from the annotation of a GenBank genome assembly. Lineage: Eukaryota; Metazoa; Mollusca; Cephalopoda; Sepiida; Sepiidae.
AUGAAUUUUUGGCCGUUACUUUUUUUCUUUGAUCUAUCUAUCUAUCUAUCUAUUUAUAUAUCUAUCUACGAGCCAAGCUUGCUAACCAUUACACCGUCUCUAGGUGCCCCAUCCAUCCAUCCAUCCAUCCAUCUAUCUAUCUAUCUAUCUAUCUCUUCAUAUCUUCCUAGCAAUUUAUCUCAAUCUAUCUAUCUAUCUAUCUAUCUAUCUAUCUAUCUAUCUAUCUAUCUAUCUAUCUAUCUAUAUAUCCAAAAUCUAUCUAUCUAUCUAUCUAUCUAUGUAUCUAUCUAUCUAUCUAUCUAUCUAUCUAUCAAGGAUGUAGCCAGUUUCUGUAAUUGGUCUUCGCAAAAGCAAAAGCAGUUAAAUAAAAAUGUCUUUAUCUCUUUAAUGUCUUUAUCUUCAUUUCUUUUUCCUUUCAUUUAUAACUUAAUCUCUCCAUCCACAAUUUUUAAUUUUUCACUUUUCUUUCUUUCUUUCUUUCUUUCUUUCUUUCUUUCUUUCUUUCUUUCGUCUUAUCCCUCUCUCUCUCCACACCAAUUUUGUUCAUAUGCCAUUUUACUUUCUCCAGAAAUACCUAAUCUAAUAUCAUUCUUCACGUUCAAAUAA